Molecule: messenger RNA, 534 nt
Organism: Encephalitozoon hellem ATCC 50504
Lineage: Eukaryota; Fungi; Microsporidia; Unikaryonidae
Exons: 1
Coding region: 1-534 (177 amino acids)
Source: RefSeq, a predicted model, not a curated record
AUGGAUGGUGCUACCUUCUCCAAAAGAAUAAGUGUACUGGAUAGAUCUAUAAGGGAGCUUGAGGUGGAUGCCUCUGAAGAAAAGGAAUCGAAGAUAGAGGACAUGUUUCGGAUCUGUGACCGCCUUGUUGAGUGUGGGCAGCAAUCCCCUAGACUUGUAAGGCAGUACAACGAGCUAAAGAAUAGGUACAAAUACAUGCCAAGACCCUAUAAAGAGCUAGAUGACGAAAUAUCUGCAUGCAAGAUACACAUUGAAGCGAUGGGCAGGAAGGGUACGAUUGAUGAGGUAGCCAAGAGUGUACAGGAAGUUAUUGCAGUUUCAGAUUACAUAAACUAUGCAGUUAAUGAUGCUAUACUUCCCAUUGACAAUGUCAUGGAACGCCUUGAAGAAGGAGAGCAGUAUGGAAUGCUUAUAAAUGAACAGCUAGGGAUCACUAGACAAAGAAAGCUUUGGAGAGCUGGGAUCAUUAGAUCCAUACUGCUCAUUCUCUUCAUCUUAGUUGCAGUACUCAUGGUUGUUAGGCUUUCCUUUUGA